This is a messenger RNA of Branchiostoma belcheri (Belcher's lancelet), 2003 nucleotides long. RefSeq names its product cysteine-rich motor neuron 1 protein-like. Gene Ontology annotation, molecular function: protein binding. The record is from RefSeq and is a predicted model, not a curated record. The transcript is spliced from 6 exons. NCBI's taxonomy places the organism in Eukaryota, Metazoa, Chordata, Leptocardii, Amphioxiformes, Branchiostomatidae. Bases 252 to 1241 code for a protein of 329 amino acids. Gene Ontology annotation, cellular component: extracellular region.
UGCAGAAGAAAGAAGACUAUUAGACACCCCCCCUAGGGCAGGUAACAGAGGUGUAAGCGCCUGUUCUGAAACUUGGCUCGCGGCCAGGAUUCUUGGGCCACUUGGCUGGGGACCAAACCGCGACAGGAAGCGAUCCACCCCAAGAUGCCUUGCGGUGAUGAAAACUACAACAAAAUAUUUAUCAUCGCGACCCCACCUUUGGUGCUCAGAGCAAAACAGCAACUGACAGAAUACGGCCGGGAGGGAUAGCAAUGGCGGGGAUUCUACUGGUCAUCGUGGUCACUUCGGUCGUGGGGACGGUUCUCCCGAUGAGCAUCCUGUGCCCCUGUCGACACGAGGUCGGAUUCAAAUGUCCCGCUUUGUCGGCGGAGGGUUGCGAGGUGGUCAGGGACGAGUGUGGGUGCUGCGACGCGUGUUCCCGGGGCAGGGGCGAGGCGUGCGGCGGAGAGGCACCGAGGUGCGGCGCAGGGCUGGUCUGCAGACAUCCAGAGUGCAGGAAGUUUGUGCAGGCUCAAGGUGGUCUCAUACCGGCGUGGUGCUUCACUCUUCCCAUGGGGCAAAGCGGCACCUGUGUCCCAGAAGGUAGCGGUGACUUCAUGAACCUGCAGGCGAAGAGUCUGACGUCACAGCAUCCGGGAAUUGUCUCCAAGUGUGGGCCCUAUCCGUUCUGGUGUCCCAGGGUGCAGUUCGACAGGACAACACGGUGUCACGUGUGUGCAGAGAAGAAAUGGGAUCAAGUGGACAAAGCAAAUACGGCUGAAAGUCUGAAGUACGGAGACUGCUCCUUUGAAGGUCUGCUCAUCGCAGACGGUUCCUAUGAGAAAAUCAACGACUGCACCAGGUGCAGUUGUAACGACGGCAAGCUCCACUGCAGUUCCAUGCAAUGUUUCUACUCCCAGGACUGCGCCGAGGUGGAGAGAAUACCCGGGCAGUGCUGUGCAGCGUGCAAGGGUCCACAAGAGAGCGCCCAUGCGUUUCAGGGAAACAAGCGAGUUUACGCGAGAAGACAGAUCAACAGUGUGGGCCGGGCGUCGUGUCGGUUCGGUGAGAGAGAGAUCCCUGAGGGGCAGUGGGUGGCAGUGGGCCCGUGUGAACAGUGUUACUGCAGCGACGGAUUCUUACAGUGCAUGGUGGUGUCCUGCCCUACGACGUCAUGCGCGAACCCAGUGUACGUGUCAGGUGUGUGCUGUCCCGUCUGCCCUUCAAACCAGGACCACACCCCAGCCGCCAUUACGGGAUGACGUCACUUCCGCUUCCGGGCCAGGACGGAGAGGUGUCAUGGCGGCAACUACGUUGUUCAGAAGCCUUUUUCUAGCCAGUUUAGAACUCCCACAAUAAAAUAUCCUACAGUGUCUGCUUAGAGACUAUUCAUAUCACAUGGAUUGACCAAAUAUAUUGUAUCCUGCAAAUAAUGUAAAUGUAUUUCUUGAGUUCCUGUGCUAAAAAUAUCAUUAACACUUGUUAGCGAAAGCAACCAUGCACUAUGCUUUCUAAUAGGUUCUAUUAUUUAUUAAGCAACUCUUAAGAAAGACUGGAUUCUUUUAUCGAUUAAUUACUUGGUCUACGCUUUUCUUGUAUAUAACCACAAAAGAUGUAAUGAGAGGCCAACAUAAAUUAUAUUUGUAAAUUAUGUAGAUUUGCUAUCUAUUAGUAAGACUUAUUCUACCUCCCUUUGAAAUAGGUUAGAUGAUGUGAUAUUUUAUGAUAACGUGUGUGUUGAAGCGCCAAACUUAUGGUAGAGAGGCAUGAAAUACUUCAUACUUCAAUUUGUAACCCAUUAAAAGGCAAGGGCCAGUUUCGGACGCCCCCUAUGUAAAGCAAAAUGAACUGCAUGUACAUGUAGCUUCGGGUUCAAGUCAACACACACGGCGUUGUCUUUGGUGAGUCACUUUUUAUUGACUUUUGCAGAGUAUAGAGUAACAAUUGUCAAACUAAUUACCGUGUUAACUGUUAUUUAAAAUGAUAUCCAACUGAUAUAAGGGGGCAUUCAACACAUUCACGUA